Messenger RNA from Pocillopora verrucosa, 2968 nucleotides. Its product is annotated as ankyrin repeat domain-containing protein 65-like. Gene Ontology annotation, molecular function: protein binding. NCBI's taxonomy places the organism in Eukaryota, Metazoa, Cnidaria, Anthozoa, Scleractinia, Pocilloporidae. The record is from RefSeq and is a predicted model, not a curated record.
AUUACAAAGUACGGAAAGGUAUGUCUCUUCUGCUGUGAAAUUUUUUUUCAUUUAUCUUUUUUUUGUUCAGAUAAACGUGACACUCAAACGGUAGCAGGCGACGAUUGGAACUCACUGUCAUCAGCUGUGCAGACUGGCAACUUUGCCAUCAUCGAGAAUAUGUUGUCACGUGGCCUGGAUAUCAACACAAAAAAUAAUGAUGGUAAUACGGCUUUGAUUUUAGCUGUUUCUAGUGGCAAAAUAGAUGCCGUAAAUUACCUCUUAGAGAAAGGAGCUGAUCCCUUUAUUGUAGGCCACUCUGGCAUUACUCCACUGCACGCAGCCUCAAAGGAUGAUAAUGUCAACAUCAUCGAAACACUAAUGUCACGUGGCCUAGAGAUUGAUAUAAAAGAUAAUAGAGGAGCUACACCAUUGAUAGUGGCUGCAGCUUGUGGCAAGAUUAAAGCUGUAAAUUAUCUUUUAGACAAUGGAGCCGAUCCCUCUAUUACAAACCAGUCAGGAAGAAAUUCACUGCACGCCGCUUCACAGGGUGGUAAUAUCGCAAUCAUCAAGACACUAAUGUCACGUGGCCUAGAGAUCGAUAUAAAAGAUAAUAGAGGAGUUACACCAUUGAUGUGGGCUGCAUUGUCUGGCAAGAUUGAAGCUGUAAAUUAUCUUUUAGACAAUGGAGCCGAUCCCUGUAUUAGAGACAAGUUAGGAAGAAAUUCACUGCACGCCGCUUCACAGGGUGGUAAUGUCACAAUCAUCGAGACACUAAUGUCACGUGUUCUAGAGAUCGAUAUAAAAGAUAGUGAAGGAAGUACACCAUUGAUGUUGGCUGCAUUGUCUGGCAAGAUUGAAGCUGUAAAUUAUCUUUUAGACAAUGGAGCCGAUCGCCGUAUUAGAGACAAGUUAGGAAGAAAUUCACUGCACGACGCUUCACAGGGUGGUAAUGUCACAAUCAUCGAGACACUAAUGUCACGUGGUCUAGAGAUCGAUAUAAAAGAUAGUGAAGGAAAUACACCAUUGAUGUUGGCUGCAUUGUCUGGCAAGAUUGAAGCUGUAAAUUAUCUUUUAGACAAUGGAGCCGAUCCCUGUAUUAGAGACCAGUUAGGAAGAAAUUCACUGCACGACGCUUCACAGGGUGGUAAUGUCACAAUCAUCGAGACACUAAUGUCACGUGGCCUAGGGAUCGAUAUAAAAGAUAAUAGAGGAGUUACACCAUUGAUGCGGGCUGCAUUGUCUGGCAAGAUUGAAGCUGUAAAUUAUCUUUUAGACAAUGGAGCUGAUCCCUGUAUUAGAGACCAGUUAGGAAGAAAUUCACUGCACGACGCUUCACAGGGUGGUAAUGUCACAAUCAUCGAGACACUAAUGUCACGUGGCCUAGAGAUCGAUAUAAAAGAUAAUAGAGGAGUUACACCAUUGAUGCGGGCUGCAUUGUCUGGCAAGAUUGAAGCUGUAAAUUAUCUUUUAGACAAUGGAGCCGAUCCCUCUAUUAGAGACCAGUUAGGAAGAAAUUCACUGCACGACGCUUCACAGGGUGGUAAUGUCACAAUCAUCGAGACACUAAUGUCACGUGGUCUAGAGAUCGAUAUAAAAGAUAGUAAAGGAAAUACACCAUUGAUGGCGGCUGCAGUUAAUGGCAAGAUUGAAGCUGUAAAUUAUCUUUUAGACAAUGGAGCCGAUCCCUCUAUUAGAGACCAGUCAGGAAGAAAUUCACUGCACGCCGCUUCACAGGGUGGUAAUGUCACAAUCAUCGAGACACUAAUGUCACGUGGUCUAGAGAUCGAUAUAAAAGAUAGUGAAGGAAGUACACCAUUGAUGUUGGCUGCAUUUUCUGGCAAGAUUGAAGCUGUAAAUUAUCUUUUAGACAAUGGAGCCGAUCCCUCUAUUAGAAACCAGUUAGGAAGAAAUUAACUGCACGCCGCUUCACAGGGUGGUAAUGUCACAAUCAUCGAGACACUAAUGUCACGUGGUCUAGAGAUCGAUAUAAAAGAUAGUGAAGGAAGUACACCAUUGAUGUUGGCUGCAUUUUCUGGCAAGAUUGAAGCUGUAAAUUAUCUUUUAGACAAUGGAGCCGAUCCCUUUAUUAGAGACCAGUCAGGAAGAAAUUCACUGCACGCUGCUGCACAUGGUGGUAAUGUCGCAAUCAUCACAAAAAUGCUGUCACUUGGUUUGGAUGUUAAUUCAAAAGAUAUUAGAGGUCACACACCGUUAAAAAUCGCAAAAACAUUUGGUAAAACUGAGGCCGUAACCUUCCUACUUAGCAAGGGAGGACAUUGCAAGAGCUCUUUCAAAAACCGCUUUAACCAGGUACUCUGGAACUUUGUAUCAUAAGUGUCUUAUGAUUUUUAACGAAAUGCGCAUUUUAAGAUGAGAAUUGCAGCAUACAGUUACUUGUUAUCACCAAACUCAAUGUAGAGUAGUGUGUUUGGAUGUUUUAACAUUCCCAUAUAAUUCAGUUAUAUACUCGUUAUUCAUUUCUAAACUUUAGCCUUAAGCAUUAGUAUUUCUCAAAGAUAUGCAGAUGAUGUAGCAUUCUUUUCUUAUAUUCCAAAGUGGAACUUGUGUCAAGUUUUAGACUAACAGGCCAUUACAUUAGUCAUUAAGGCUAUUAUAUUAUUGGAACUAUACUCUAUAUAUUUUUAUCGUUAUACAUUGUUGGAACUUUGGAGUGACAUUAACCAUACGAUUUGAUCAUCCAGAUGGAAGUAGUCCAAAAUCUUGUCAGUGACAAUGGCUGUGGUUUCAAAUACAUGAACAGAAGUUAUCAUUAAAAUCAAGUGAAAAAUUGUAAGUUUAAUUCUGGUCCUUGAAAAGUGACAAAUGUCAUUUAGAUGAUCACACAACAUGACUGAAUGUUCUCCUUGGUUAGAUGCUUAUUAGUGCGUUUUUUUAGUGUUGUCUUGUGAUACGGCUGGGAGACUUUUCAGUUAUGAGACACUAUUUGCUUUGUAAUGAAUUGAUAACUUUUAAGAUGUAGUAGAAU